Molecule: messenger RNA, 844 nt
Organism: Plectropomus leopardus (leopard coralgrouper)
Lineage: Eukaryota; Metazoa; Chordata; Actinopteri; Perciformes; Serranidae
Product: Golgi SNAP receptor complex member 1-like
Biological process (GO): inter-Golgi cisterna vesicle-mediated transport; vesicle fusion; endoplasmic reticulum to Golgi vesicle-mediated transport
Cellular component (GO): Golgi membrane; Golgi medial cisterna; SNARE complex
Molecular function (GO): SNAP receptor activity
Source: RefSeq, a predicted model, not a curated record
CAUGUAACAACAAACAUGGCAACCGGCAGUAACUACUGGGAAGAUUUGCGUAAACAGGCCAGACAGCUGGAGAAUGAGCUGGACCUCAAGCUCGUCUCCUUCAGUAAGCUCUGCACCAGCUACAGCAGCAGCAGCAGCCGGGACCAGCGGACAAGAGACAGCAGGUCGGAUUCUGUCGGCUCGUCUCAAGACAAUAUGCUCGUGGCCAUGACUACUGAACUGGAGCAGCUAUUGGCCAGUCUCACAGGAGUCAAUGACAAGUUGGCAGAAUACACAAACACACCGGGAAUUUCGUCACAUAAUGCGGCAUUGAUGCACACCUUACAGAGACACAGAGACAUCUUGCAGGAUUACACUCAUGAGUUUCACAAAACCAAAAACAACUUCUUCAGCCUGCGAGAGCGAGAGGACCUACUAGGCUCUGUCCACAGAGACAUUGAGUCCUAUAAGAGCAGCACAGGAGUGAAUAACAGAAGAACUGAACUUUUCCUGAAGGAACAUGAACAUCUCAGAAACUCAGAUAGUCUCAUUGACAAUGCGAUAAGUAUCGCCAUGGCUACCAAAGAGAACAUCACAUUUCAGCGUGGGAUGUUGAAGUCCAUUCAAACCAGGGUCACAACUUUGGCUAAUCGUUUCCCAGCCAUCAACAGCCUCAUCCAGAAAAUCAAUUUGCGCAAGAGGCGGGACUCUUUAAUUCUAGGCGGGGUGAUUGGCGUCUGCACCAUACUCCUGUUGCUCUACACUUUCCACUGAUUCAACUGACGGAACCUUAACUUUCUUAUAAAAACAAAAAAUUAAUGUAUCUCAAGACUUUUUUUUUAAAAAAAAGUUCUUAUAUCGUAAU